AUGUCAUCAAAACCAGUAUCACAACAUAAUGAUGAUGAUGCUCUUCAUGAAGAUUUCUCUCCCAUCAAGAUCAGUUUCCGUACAGACUCCAUCGGAUCAAAUAUAACAAAUAUUCCUCAUCACAGAACACCCCAAAGAAUUAUUCAUCAUCCCCAUGGAUUGUCCGCCAAGCAUGACGCUCGUAGGAAUACUAUUGGUCAUAAUAAUAGCAUUAAACGAAGAGGUUUGGUAAACACACCAUUGAUUAGCAAUGCGGGAAUUAGAAAUCCAAUCACUUCGCCAAGGUUGGUAUCAAGGCAACCAAUAAACUUGGAAAGUAUAAAGAGAACUAAGCAACAUAUGGAUAAACAAAUAAAACUUGCAUUUCCUGAUGAAAACAAAGAGAAUAGGAAACAUUUGGAUUUAUCUUCUUCAGAUUCCGAAGAACCGUUUAGUUCACCAUUGAAGAGAUCUAGAAACGGCGACCACCAUCAUCAAGCAAGUACUCUUGGUGGAGAGUUACUGCAUCCAAGUAAAAUUCCAAAGAUGUCAACUAGUUUGAACAAAGAAGAGAUUGAAACAAGAGAAGAAACCCAAGAAGAUCGAAUCGAAGAAUUAGUCAAAGAAGAUUUCGUCGAGAAACAUAGACCAACUAGUGUUAUUGACGAUGAUGACGAUGAUGAAGAGGAUGUGAACGAAGCUGAAGAUGCAGAAGAACAGGGAUUACCAAAGUUUCAACAAGCUCUCGAACAUACUCAGAUUAAUAAGAUAAUUAAAGAAGAUAGGGCUGAUUAUGUUACUCCAGAAAGAAUGACCGAACCGGUUGCUAAAAGUCCUGAAACCCAUCAAAACGUACGCGUUAUCGAAGAGGAUAGAACUGAAAAUUUUGAAAACUACAAAGAUAAUACAAGUCCAUCAAAGAGAGGUAAUGGAAAUAUUGAAGAUGGUGAAGAUGAUACAGCAAACCUCACUUUGAAACAACUUGAAAAUGAACCCACGAUAAAUUUUUUGUUGUCUCCUAAUUCGAAACCUGUAUUCUCAUUGAAUCAAGUCAAUAAGAUACAACUGGAACAUGAUAACAAGACGAAAGGAUUACUUGAAGAUUUGGAUUCACGUGAUGAAACCAUCAAGCAAUUGAACGAACAGUUACAUGCUGCGAACGAGAAAUUGAUUGUUAGUCAGCAAGAGAAUAGAAACUUGAAGGAGAUGAAAGAUAAGUUGGUUAAUUCUGAACAAUUGUUAACUAUUCAACUAAAUCACAUUGAGAGGGAAUUGGCAUCCUUGACGAAAAAUUGUAAGAUAAAAGAUAGUUCACUUAAUAAUUUGAAACGUAAGUUAACAGAGCAAAAACUACUUUUGGAUGAAUCACAACAGGAAAAUGAUAACUUGAAGAACCACCUCAAUGACUCACAAAGACUUGAACGAGACCUCAAGGCUGAAAUAAUUGACACCAAUAAUUCCAACAUUGAUAUGACUUUGAAAUUGGAUCAAGUUGUCAAGGAAAAGGAAGAAUUAUGGGCUAGAAAUCAAGAAUUACUGGAAAAAUUAGCCUACGCUGAUAAUGUAUCUAAUUCAAAGUUUGAAAAAUUGAAAAAUGAUUUACAAGAAUUGGAAGCUUCACAAACGUCUUUGAGAAAUCGCUAUCACGAAUUGGAAGAAAAGAACAAGAAGUUGGAAAGUGAAAUUCAAGUGAAAGAAACCCGAAUCCAACAAUUGAAAGAGGAUAAUUCCACCAAUGAAAAAUUGAUGAAAGAAUAUGAUGAAGUGGCAACUGCAAAAAUACAUGAGAUAGAAGCUGAACGAGACGAGGCUCUUAAAAAUGGCCACGAGUUGCAAAAUUCAGUUACAGAUUUGUCAGUCGAAAUUAGGUGUCUAGAAGAUAAAUUGAAAGAGAGUGAACAUGCCAACUCGAAGCUUCAGCUUAAGAUUGAUGAGUUAGAAGCUAGAGAAGUACCAGCAGAGGAAUCACAGGAAUUGAAAUCAAAACUUGAAACGAAGGAAACAGAACUCAAUGAAACCACCAAAGAGUUGGAACAGAAAAAUGAAACCAUUAAAGAUUAUUUAACCAAGAUGGAUCAAUUAGUCGAUAGAGUUGAAUCUUUAAAACAACAAAAUGACGAGUCCAACAAAGAAAAAGAGAAUUUAGUUAAGGAAAUAAACGACUUACAAGAUAGAGCCGAUGCAGAAUGGGAUAAAUUGUCUAAACACUUGCAUGCUGAGUAUUCACGUAAGCAUAUCGAAAAAGUGAAAUUUUUAAGAGAAACCUUUGAAGCAGAUAUGGACAGACUUGUACAAGAUAAGAAGACUCUAGAAAGAGAAGUUGAGUUUUUGAAAGCCAAGAUUGAUAAAGGGAAUGAAGAAGCCAAAUAUUUAAGAGAAAGAAUCAAUUCUUUAAAUGAAAAUCCAUCAACUGCUAAAUUAAGUCCCAAGGCAACUUCUUCUCAACCUAGAAAAAGAUCCUUUAAUAAUUGA
Candida tropicalis MYA-3404 is the source of this 2451-nucleotide messenger RNA. RefSeq lists its product as uncharacterized. Lineage: Eukaryota; Fungi; Ascomycota; Pichiomycetes; Serinales; Debaryomycetaceae. The transcript has a single exon. The record is from RefSeq and is a predicted model, not a curated record. The coding region runs from base 1 to 2451 and encodes 816 amino acids.